Ustilaginoidea virens is the source of this 3126-nucleotide messenger RNA. RefSeq lists its product as uncharacterized. The transcript has a single exon. Bases 1 to 3126 code for a protein of 1041 amino acids. The record is from RefSeq and is a predicted model, not a curated record. NCBI's taxonomy places the organism in Eukaryota, Fungi, Ascomycota, Sordariomycetes, Hypocreales, Clavicipitaceae.
AUGCGUCCUCCAUCUCCCCAUCUUACAGACCCGACCCGCACCAUCCAAGAAUCGGACGCCUCUGUUUCCUCGGACGAUGCGACCAACAUGGAUCUUGAUCUCGCUCUGCCACCGCCCGAUGACGACGUGCUGAACGAGCAGCAUCACAGGAUAUACGCGCCGCCUCCGCGGGUCGCUGCUCGCUUCUACCGACCGUCGCAGGCCCGUCGUCAGAGCUCUGCUGCUUCGUCGCGGCGCAAUUCCUUCUCCUCGGCGCAUUCGCGCUGCUCUUCCGUCCAGCACGCCAGUGCGCGCAAUGCCGCCGACAACGGCCAGAGCAAGUACGUCGCGCAGCAUCUUCGACGGGCGUCCUUCCUGGAGGACCGCCGCGCUCGCCUUGCCGACAGGGCGGCUCACGCCGAAAAAGUGCGGCUCCGCGCUGCCCUGGCCAAGGCGGCGCCGCGUGGCCCGACGGCGUCGGAAGAGCGCGCCCUGGCCGCGCAGCAAGCCAGGGAGCGCAACCUCGCCGAGAUUGUGGCGACUUGCGCCGAGGAGGUUCGAAAGGCAAAACUGGUGGCCGAGCUCACCAAGGAGAGAAGAGAGCAGGAAAUCGCCAAGAUGCGUGCCCAGAUCGAGGAGCGCAUGGCCGAGGCGGAGAGGAGGAGGGAGGAGCUGCUCAGUAAAAACGCGACGAAACGCUCUCGCGGCCAGAGCGUCGCAGCAGCCAGGAGGACGGGCGACGACGCGCCGUCGCAGACCAAGGAAGGGGGGGGGGAGGAGGAGCAGGAGCAGGAGGAGGAGGAGGCCACGAAACCCAGCUUGACCGAGGACGCUGCUGCCGCACGCAUCCAAGGCUGGUGGCGCGGACGCACUCGGAGGUUGGUUACGCUCACGUUCAACGCCCUGGGUCUGUCUGUGGACGGCAUCAGAGACACAUUGUUUGACACGGUCGUGCAACUGCUGGCGCAAGAGGAUGUCCUCGUCGUCACGGCGAGGCUCCUGAGGAUCUGCGGCUUGCGAGAAGGCGACCCUGCGUCGGUGGCGGAGAUGGCUGCCGUCCGCACGUUCCUGAGCGCUUUCCUCAUCCUCGGCCACCCCAACCAGGUGCUGAGCAACAAGCAUGACGAGAGGGACGAGGCAGAGGCCGGGGCGGGCGACGCUCUGGGGGCCCAUCGAUUGCCCAUCGCGGAUCUGGCAAACCCGCAGCUCCGGGACCUGGUCGGCAAAGCAAAGGACCUGCUCGUCUGCUUCGAGAACAUACUGGCGCGGCUGACGGCGUCGAACCGGUACACCUGCCCCCCCGCGCUGAGGGACGCGCUGCCCGAAUCGUACGCCGUCUUUUACAACGCCUUCAUCGCCUGGAAGUCGAGGGACUCGGACGCCCUGAUCGAGGUGAUGCUGAUGCAGUUUGUGGAGCUCGACGCCAUUUUCCACACGGUCAAGGACGCGACAGACGAUGCCGCGGCUGCCCUGUACCGCCAGAGCAUCCAAGACAGCCAGCUCAUGCUGGUGGUGCGAAUCAAGAAGCUGGCCGGCGCCGAGAGGGGGAAAAGACUCAUCUUCAAGGCAGUCAGCGAGGCGAGACGGUCUCGCCGGUCCAAGAAGAAAUCCGGGGACACGAAGCCGCGGGUGGUGGCCGAAAGUUCUGCGUGCGGCGGCGGCGACGGCGACGACGACGCUGCCGCCACGGCCACCAGCCUCGUGUCGGCCGAGUCCCACACGCUCAUGAUGACUCCGCCGGCGACGCCGCCGGGCGGAGGCGACAGGAAGCGGCCGGAUGAUGCGGCGACGCCCAAGGCGGGGGUGCUGAACGGCUUGCUGCCCGACAACCGGGUGGUGGUGCACGAGCUGGCCAUCAAUAGGGAGUACCAGAUCCCGGCGCCCGAGUAUGUCGAGCACAAGGCCGCCCUGGCGCGACCGGUGUACGCAAAGAUGCGGGCCGCCGUGGCCAGGAGCGACACGGCGGCCAACUUUGGCUACUUUAUGCUCAUGGUCGGGUACAUCCGGGACAAGCUGCGGCGGCUGCUCAAGCCCGGCAACUCCAUGCACAACCUGAUUGGCGAGAUGCUGGACCCGGAGAUGGCCGAGAAGCAGUUCCGGGUGGGCAGCUUCUCGUACGAAAAGUUCUUCUCGGCCAUGGGCUCGCUGCUGCCGAAGCUCUGCGCGCCGUUCCGGGACGACGAGGUCAGGGACCUGGUGCAGAACAAGCUCGGGGGCCAGGACCUGAUUGACCGCGUCGAGGCGCUCAACGGCUUCAUCGACGUCAUGAUGUGCGACUACAUCAACUACCUGCUGAAGACGGCGGCGCCGCGGCUGAUCGAGUCGGCGGCGCAGUACGAAGCCAAGCGGUUCGACGCGGACGUUGCGCGAGGGGGGAUGGGCCUGGCCGCCGCCGAGGCCGCCUGGCGCUCCGCCCGGGCCAAGGUCACGGCCGAGGCGCAGAAGCGCGACCCGGAGGGCGUCGGCCACGGCAGGCCGACACACGCGUCGCCGCAGCCCACGGCGGCGCGCUUCUACGCCCAGAUGCUCGUCGACGUCUUCACGCAGCCGACGCCGGUGCGGGCGGAGCACAUCCCCGAGAUGCUGCGGCUCGACGGCCAGCGCGUGGCCGACGUGUCGGCGACGGUGCAGCGCAUCGUCACCGCGGGCGCCGUGCUCCUGCAGUGCAAGAACCUGCUCAAGCGGGACGUGCGGUCGCCGUGGAAGACCGAGGCCAACCGCAUCAUGGCCGUGCUCGAGGCCGACCACGCCUCGGCCGAGGCCACCCUGCAGGGCACCAUGGCGGCCCUGGAGGCGGGGCGCUCGAUGCCGGCGGCGACGCGGGGCCACCUGCGCGCGCUGGUGGCCAAGGUGCUCAAGGCGGGCCGGGAGAUGGGGCGGCAGGGCGCGGAGCCGCGCGAGCCGGUGCUGAGGCUGCUGCUGGCCAGGCUGAGGGGCAACAUCCUGGCGAGGCUGGCGCCGGGGUCGGCGAGCGACAAGGUCAGGGCGGCCAACGCGGCGGGCGAGAGGCUGGCGAGCCUGGGGCUGUCGGAGUUUGUGGACCGCGUCAGGGGGAUAGCCGACCUGCUGGACAAGGUGGGGAGCGUGGACCGGAGCGCGCACGGGGUGUGGUGGGACGCCGUGAGCGCCAAGGUGGAGCAGGAAUGA